Rhipicephalus sanguineus (brown dog tick) is the source of this 2841-nucleotide messenger RNA. RefSeq lists its product as uncharacterized. The transcript has 5 exons. The record is from RefSeq and is a predicted model, not a curated record. Bases 230 to 1747 code for a protein of 505 amino acids. Lineage: Eukaryota; Metazoa; Arthropoda; Arachnida; Ixodida; Ixodidae.
GGCACCAGAAGCCAGCGACCGUGGUGACCGCGUCUACAUCAAUCCCGAUAUCUGGAGCGAUUACCGUACUUCGCGAGGCUAUAGGAGGCGCCCCUGAACCGAGACCACCGCCCGAGGGAAUGCUGUUGUCUCCCGUCGGUCCUCCCCGCCUCCCCAGCUCGGCCAGCUCCUUCCCCACCGCCGACGCCGUCGUCCCGCCGUUGUCGUUACGGUCUCCGACGGCGCCGCCAUGUCUCUGAGCUCCAAGAACACGGACGGCUCGCCGCGCAGCGGUGGCAGCUGGCAGCCGGGUCUCCCGCCGCGGGAAUUCGUGCGCCGGGUGCCUCUGCCGCAGGUGGUGCGCAUCGCCGAGCGCGUCCACUCACCCUCCAGCCUGGACCUGAGCCAGCCGCUGGUUCUCUAUGGCGCCUACCGGUGCCGCAAGGUGCACGCGCGCUCCCUGGCGCCCGACGCGCGCAGCUCGGGCCUCAGCACUACGGGCCCACCGCUCGUCAUACCGGACAGCUACGCCGGCUGGUUCGCCAUAAUCUCGGAGGACGGCCACACGGCCGGCUACUUCAGCUGCCUGGAACAGGUGGCCAUGGCGCAGGUGUCCCACUUCCUGGCCAGGGAGCCUCUGCAGGGUUACCGCCUGCUGGGACACAGCCACGAGACAGGGAGGGCCGAGUACAGCCGCACCGUGGUUUUACCCGGCCAGGUUCUCGGCUUCCUGGGAGUGUACGAGGACGUGAACAUCCGGGCCACGUGCGUGGGCAUGCUGCGUCCGGCGCCAGCCGAGUGCCGCUACGCCAAGUGCUGCCACGCGGCCACGGGAGACGUGGUGUUCGUGCCGCUCGCCUCGCGCGGGAAAUUCUACUCCGUGGCUCGCCGAUCGUCCCGCUCGCCCAACCACGUGUUCCCGCUGGCGCAGCUGCUUCGCUUCGCCCGGGUGCCGCUCACCGUGCGACUCGUGUGCGGUCCGCUGCUGCGCACGCCCACCGGCUUCACGGGAAUACUCAGGCUCGAGCACGUACAGGAACAAGAGGUUGUGCUCGCCUGCAGCCUCCAAGAAGGCCGGCCAACUCUGCUCGAAAUCGACAUGGGCUCGACCUUCUCCUUCGUACCGGAGCGCGACUCGCGCAAGAUGGGCAAGUCGAGCCAGCUGUACAACCGCAUGCUACGUCACUGCCUCGAGGAAGCCGACAGGUGGCGCAGCGAGAUCAAGGUGGCGCAUCACGUCGUCCCCAAACACCAACUACAGGCGCCGGGCGGCCGCGCAACGGCCCUCAAGAAGUCCAUGUCUUCGGCGAGCAAGAAGUCAGCCUGCUCGUUCGCCGACAUGCCCCCGUCCUCGGGCGUGCCCACGCUCAAGUCCCAGAUGUCCACGUCGUCUAAAAAGUCCUCCGCGUCUUCGACGUCCAGCAACCCGUUCAAGAAGCUCUGGUCCCUCCACAGGUCGGCCUCCUCGAAAAAGGCCAGCGGGCCGCCGAAGUACGCCUCCGGCGACGGCUCCGAGACGGCCGACGAGUUCGAGAAGCUCGGAGGCUUCCGGACCGUGGGACCGAAUGCGUCCACCAGACUGUUCGCGUCCACGACGGACCACAUAUACGAGUCCAUACCGAGGCCUCGGGCUACCAGGACGCCCCGGUACCUGAUGGCCAGGGACGUGCUUCCCAUCAAGGCAUCCAAGGACUUCGAGCCAGCGGGUGACGACGGCUAUGGGACGUCGCACAUGGACAGUGACUCCGUCUACGACUCCAUUUCAUAGCCUCCCUCCACCGGUUGCUACAACUUGCUGGACCUUUCCUUACUCCUUGGUGCUUGCUUGCCUGGACGACCCGUGACGGACAAUGUGGCCUGACGGCAGAACUCUUCUGGCCGAUUCCGAGAAUGGCGCUUUGGAGUCGCGAGUGUCUGUGAAAAUCAAGCACUAGUGCUGAACAGAACUGCCUUCAGCAUCUAACGCUUGCUGUGCAGUGGGGUUAGAUAAGACGUCCGUACACGGACGUGUUUGUGCAACUCUCUGCUUCUUUUCCCAGUUUCUGCGUCAUCAAAGAAGUGUCGCGCGACAGACGGUGGAUCAAAGCGCGUUAGCUCUGUGAACGUACGCGUGACACAAGAAAGUCACCGCUGGAGAAGAUUACAAGGCUGUCUAGCCGUCAUCGUGGUGCUUGAACGUUAGAUCAUGCAUGGCGCAUGGACUAUCUGUGCAUAGGACAGAGAACUGUCGCAGAUUCGUUUGUACACAAAGAAUUCCCCUUCACGCGCCAGCGAGAUUGACUGUAAGAACUUUGUGAUGUGUUGGAAAACCUCCAGUUGGGACAACGCUGCAGUUCCAAGUUCUCAGAGCUCUUUCAACCUCAGUGCAUUGAGACUGAGGCCUACAGAGAUACUAAGAUACUCUACACAAUGACAUGUGAAUUGUGACAUUUGGGACAGCGCGUUUGUUUCAAUACUGAGUACAUUCGUACGGUUGCAAACCUGUUACGGAUACACGCGAGAAUACGGUACGUGUUGCGUGCAACUGCAAAUAUGCUGCCUUAGUGUGUGGCCACCAAGACUACAGUAGGCCCCACUAUUAGAAGUCAUAUCUUGUUUUAUAGUGAAGGUUUCUUUAGCAGCUUGAAAAUUAUAACAUAAAGUACUGAUAUUUUGUCCAACUUCAGCAUUUUUGCUCGCUACUUUCCGACGUUUAGAAAGGACUCUACCAAUUUGUAGAGUGGGUGAACUAGUUCAACAUGCUCAAGCUUAACCAGCACGGGAAAAAAAAAAAUAAGGACAUGAGAAAUAAACGCAGCUUAGGCCUCAUUUAAGGUCCAUCUCCUGGCUCGAAUGUUUCAUAUCUACCAACCUAGAAAAUUC